UAUAGUCAUCAUCUAGGAAUAGCGGACACCCCCCUAUACCAUAAAUUGAAGGUGUGGCUGAAUUCUAAACCAACGUCGUUCGGCCAUUUCCUCAUACAAACUUUCUUGUUUCUGGCCGAGAUCAACUCGAGAAUUGUUUAAUUUACCUAAGAUAGAUAAUUGUUAUAAAGAAUGGCUGCUAUACGUAAAAAGCUGGUCAUCGUAGGAGAUGGUGCCUGUGGUAAAACUUGUCUUUUAAUUGUAUUUUCCAAAGAUCAAUUUCCAGAAGUAUAUGUGCCUACAGUCUUUGAAAAUUAUGUUGCCGACAUUGAAGUUGAUAGCAAACAAGUUGAGUUAGCCUUGUGGGAUACAGCUGGCCAAGAGGAUUACGACAGACUUCGUCCUCUAUCGUACCCUGACACUGAUGUCAUACUUAUGUGCUUCUCGGUUGAUAGUCCAGACAGUUUAGAGAACAUCCCAGAGAAAUGGACGCCAGAAGUCAAGCAUUUCUGCCCCAACGUCCCAAUUAUACUGGUUGGUAACAAGAAAGAUUUGAGAAAUGAUGAAAAUACCAAAAGAGAAUUAGCUAAGAUGAAACAAGAACCAGUAAAAACUGAAGAAGGAAGAGCUAUGUCAGAAAAGAUUGGUGCUUUUGCAUAUAUGGAGUGUUCUGCUAAGACCAAGGAAGGCGUUAGAGAAGUAUUCGAGACUGCAACAAGAGCAGCUUUACAAACCAAGAAAAAGAGGGGAAGGAAAUGUGUACUUGUAUAAUUGGUUGUUGAUGCUGUUGGACUUGUUUGAACUUUCUAUAUGGACUCUUUAAAUCAGCAACCACAAUAGUUAUUGGAUUAGAAUACAUCCAUAGGAAAGACUGUUCUAUUCCAGAAUUAAAGUCACUCUAGUCCAGCAAACAAUAUCCUUUCAUAACGAUUGCCAUAUUUGAAAACAAUUAUUAAGGUUUUGUAUCUAAAUUGUCUUCAAAUUUCAUUGUAAUGGUGUACAUCGAUGCUCUCUAUUGAUAGUAAGCCAUUGCUAUAGUCUAACAAGUAACAUGGAUUUUUUUCUUUUUGUGCAAAAAAAAAUAUUAUAAAUGUGGCCCUUUUCUUCCUAAUAAUUCAUUCCAAAGAUCAGUAUUUUAAUAGCAUAUCUUCCAGAUUUGUAAAAAAGUAAAAAAGUGGCUCUUAAUUACAUAUUCCUUGCAAGCUCAGGGCAUUAUUCAAUGAAAAUUAGAGUAUUAGUCUAGAUUGUAAUGCUAAAUAGAGUAAUUGAAAUUCCUUAAUGUAUCUCACAAUGUAGAAACAAAUGUCCACUUGAAAGUAA
This is a messenger RNA of Actinia tenebrosa (Australian red waratah sea anemone), 1299 nucleotides long. Its product is annotated as ras-like GTP-binding protein RHO. The record is from RefSeq and is a predicted model, not a curated record. Gene Ontology annotation, molecular function: GTPase activity; GTP binding. Gene Ontology annotation, biological process: small GTPase-mediated signal transduction. Lineage: Eukaryota; Metazoa; Cnidaria; Anthozoa; Actiniaria; Actiniidae.